GCCCGCGGCGCGUGCACACUCCUCCACUGCCGGGGAAGGAAAGUACUCCACCAAAGUCAUCCGCAUUAUUUUCGCCGUCCGCUGUUAUCAUGUCUGAGAAAGAGCUCGGCCAAAAGUGGGACCGCUGCCUCGCAGACAGCGCGAUUAAACUCGGGACCGGUCUGGGUCUAGGAAUUGUGUUCUCCGUUGUAUUCUUCAAGCGCAGGACAUGGCCCAUUGCGUUUGGGACAGGACUGGGUCUUGGCAUGGCUUAUUCCAACUGCCAGAAUGACUUGAGGUCACAUUAUGUGCUGCACAGUAAAGUUGCUAAGGAGCAGUAGAGUCGUAUCAGUUAUGGAUUCUGUCAUCUGCCUUGCUUUUCAUAUUCAAAGCCUGACACAAUCAGACUGGUUGUCUUUCUUUCUCCAUAACAUCCAUGUUCUUGUACAUGAAAGUCUGUAUAUAUUUAAUAAAAUAUUAAAAAGGAGAUUUGAAAUUUGCUAA
Cyprinus carpio (common carp) is the source of this 483-nucleotide messenger RNA. RefSeq names its product MICOS complex subunit MIC10. NCBI's taxonomy places the organism in Eukaryota, Metazoa, Chordata, Actinopteri, Cypriniformes, Cyprinidae. Gene Ontology annotation, cellular component: MICOS complex; mitochondrion; mitochondrial inner membrane. The record is from RefSeq and is a predicted model, not a curated record.